CAUACCGCGUCCGUGCCAAGCCGCCCGUGCCGUCCGCUAGACGCUCCGUCCACGGAGGCAGCCACCACCACAGAGACGCCGGCAGGCACGAGGCGCAGCGCGGGACGGCGGAACCACUGUGCGCGGGCAACCAUAUCGUCUGGACAUCGCCCAUACCGUCGUGGAAAGCCAUACAGACUAUAGCCUGCUUAUUUCACCAACAUCUUGAUUCAUCUGCGGGCACUUCGCCUGAAGACCUUUUACACAGCCAAGCAACAUUCUUACAAUGACAGACACGGGCAAGUACUUUGCUAUCACAGCUGAGGAGGUGGCGUACGUCAGGAAGCAGCUGGGCACCAACGAGGAGGACAUCAAGACGGCUGUGACGUCACUGCGAGAGUGGCUCAGGUUGCAGCCACACUUACCUGACGCCGUAGACGACUCCCUCAUCGAGCGCAUGUACAUCAACUGCAAGUGCAGCAUGGAGAGGGUCAAACUGGGAUUAGACGCUUAUUUUUCCCUGAAAAACAGAAUUCCCGAGUUUCUAAUGAACAGAGAUGCAAGAGGAACCGACAUCCAGUUUGCAAUGGAGCACAUCAAAAUGAUGACGAUGCCACGACUCACAAAGGACGCGUACCGCGUCCACGUCAUCACCGCAGUGGACGAAGACUCAAUGAAUAUAAUUUGGGCCCCAUAUGGUAAGAUCCUGUCCAUUGCUAUGGAAGUUAUGUUCGUCGAGGACUAUUCUAUUGGAGAUGUGUGCAUCAUCGACAUGGCGAACGUAAAUGCUGGGCACGUAGUCCGGGCGGACAUCAACAUCAUCCGCAAUCUCGAACUCUGCUACAAGACUGCCUACUGCCGAAGGCUGAAAGGACUUCACUUCGUGAAUGCAUCCAAGAUUAUGGAUUCAGCCAUGAAAAUUGUUAAGAUGGCGCUGUCUGAGAAGUUGCAAAAGAGGGUGUUCGUGCACCUUCCAGGAUCGACAUCUCUGUUCGAUCAUGUGCAGCGUGACUGCUUACCAGACGAGCUGGGAGGCACUGCUGGACCUGUUGACAAACUAGCUUCAAUGGCAGACACCGGUAAAUACUUGGUGAUCACACCUGAGGAGGUGGCGUACGUCAGGAAGCAGCUGGGUACCAACGAGGAUGACAUCAAGACGGCUGUGACGUCACUGCGGGAGUGGCUCAGGAUGCAGCCACACCUACCUGACGCUGUAGACGACUCCCUCAUUGAGCGAAUGUAUAUCAACUCCAAGUGCAGCAUGGAGAAGGUGAAACUGGGAUUAGACGCAUACUUCUCCCUCAAACACAGAUUUCCCGAGUUACUAAUGAACAGAGAUAUCGAAGGAAGCGACUUCCAGUUUGCAAAGAAGCACUUAAAAAUGAUGGUGAUGCCACGACUCACAAAGGAUGCAUAUCGUGUGCACGUCUUGACCGCAGUGGACGAAGACUCGACCAAUGUAAUUUGGCCCCUUUAUGGUAAGAUAUUGACCACCAGAUUGGAAAUUAUGUUGGUCGAAGACUACUCUCUUGGUGAUGUGGGCAUCAUCGACUUGGCCAACGUGAAUGCUGGACACAUCGUACGUGCAGAUAUCAACCUCGUCCGCAAUAUUGAAGUCUGCUAUCAGACUGCUUACCGCCGGCAAUUGAAAGGACUUCACUUGGUGAAUGCAUCGAAGAUCAUACAUUCAGUCAUGAAAAUAGUGAAGAUGGCGCUAUCUGAAAAGUUGCAAAAGAGGGUGUUCGCGCACCUUCCAGGAUCGACGACUCUGUUCGACUACGUGCAGCCUGACUGCGUGCCAGACGAGCUGGGUGGCACUGCUGGACCUGCUGACAACUUUGCUUACAAAGUUAGGGAGAUGGUCAACAGUGAGUGGCUGCUGGAGAAAGACAAGUACAUGUCAGACGAGAGCAAACGCCCCGCCGAUAACCACUAUUGCGACAUCUACGGCAUCGCAGGCUCAUUUAAAAAAUUGUCCGUGGACUGACAGACAACCCUGUUUUGCAAGACAGGAAGACGACUUUAUGAAACACUUGUACAUAUUAUACAGGAUUACGUGUAGUCAAAAACUGAAAUAAAAUACUCUCUACUAAAUCUCUUAA
Messenger RNA from Schistocerca americana (American grasshopper), 2081 nucleotides. RefSeq lists its product as uncharacterized. Gene Ontology annotation, cellular component: membrane. The transcript is spliced from 13 exons. NCBI's taxonomy places the organism in Eukaryota, Metazoa, Arthropoda, Insecta, Orthoptera, Acrididae. Gene Ontology annotation, molecular function: phosphatidylinositol bisphosphate binding. The record is from RefSeq and is a predicted model, not a curated record. Bases 266 to 1966 code for a protein of 566 amino acids.